UGCGACCCUGUAGAACAGGAUAAAGUGGCUAGAGAUAAUGAGAUGAGAUGAACUAUGUAAGGUUCUCAUAUGGGAGUUUCAUCCCACAUAGCCGGAUCGACAAUUGAGCUGACUCUCCCAUGUGGACCUGUGCUGCGUGCGACUUGUUAGCCUACCUGUCCUGUCAUAUCCAGCCUCACCUGGCUCUGCUUGCCCUGGCGUCCAAGGGACUGGGUCCCUGUGCACAAUGUGGUCCGAUAUAAUCCAUAUCUGGUCCAUGAUUAUCUGGCCUCUCCUGUUGCUGGUCCACCAACCCGCGACUGGUUUGCUCCAGUACUCAGCUGUGGAGCUUCUCCAGCUGCGUUUCCACCUGUCUGCGCCUCCGCCGGCUUUACUUCACCUUCAUCCGGACAUCGCCUCCCAGCCUCGCCGGAGAUACAUUCACCGUGGAUCCCACCAGAGCCUUCAUCAAGACACCUCGACGGCAAUAAAAUCCAUCUGGUCCAUCUCUCGUCGCCCUCCACGAAACACCAGUCGAGUUGUUGACCACAGUGUGCUAGCCAGCCCGGCUCGGUUGGCUAACACUGCUGUCAUAGGCGACAACACCACUGUCGACUUCGGUCUACUCAACAUCCGCUCCCUUACGAGCAAAGAGUCUCUCAUCCAGGAUCUCCUCAUUGACCGUGUGGUGCUGCUUUCUGUAACCGGGCCGGUGUCAGGAUGCCAGAAAUAAACACGGAUAAUCUGGAUGAGAAGCAGGUCCGCCUGCUGGCUGAGAUGUGCAUCGUGGUUGACGAGAACGACCAGCAGACAGGAGCAGAUACGAAGAAGAACUGCCAUCUCAACUCCAACAUCAGCAAAGGAUUACUGCACCGAGCUUUCAGUGUUUUCCUGUUUAACAGUGAAGAAAAGCUGCUCUUGCAGCAGAGAUCUGACGCCAAGAUCACUUUCCCAGGGUGUUUCACGAACACGUGCUGCAGUCACCCUCUGUACACACUGCCCGAGCUGGAGGAGCAGGACGCCAUCGGGGUGAGACGAGCUGCACGGAGGAGACUGCAGGCUGAACUGGGCAUCUCCACCCAUCAGGUGUCUCCAGAGGACAUGACGUACCUGACCCGUAUCCACUACAAGGCCGAGUCGGACGGGGUGUGGGGCGAACACGAGGUGGACUACAUCCUGUUCCUGCAGAAGGACGUGGAGCUGCAGCCCGAUCCCAACGAGGUGAAAAGCCAUCGCUACGUCUCGAAAGAGGAUCUGAAGGAGCUGCUGAAACAGGCGGAGCGAGGCGAAGUGCAGAUCACACCAUGGUUCAGCCUCAUCGCCAACACCUUCCUGUUCACAUGGUGGGACAACCUGCAGAACCUUAAACAGUUCACGGAUCAUAAGCACAUCCACCGCAUGUGAUGGGAUGGGAUCAGUGCCGCUUCAGACACCGAGAUCCACUUCAUCAUCCGAACAGACCUGGUGUAAGACACCGAAGCAUCUCAGGGUUUGUCCACAACCCUGACCAGUUUCCAAAUCUCUGCACGUGAUACUGCCACCACCGUGCUUCACUGUAAACAUAGGGUUCUCCGGUUGAUGAGCAGUAUCAUGUUUUGUUGCACUUUGUGCCAACGUCAAAAUGUUUGAUUUUAGCUUUUAUUACUGUAAAGAAAGCACGUGUAACGGGUGAAACUACACUAGUAAUUUAAUUCAUGGACUGGUGUUUGCUCUCAGCAUGCUUCUUCAUGUUCACCAGUUCUAUGAUUUGAAUGAAAUUUUACUUUUGGGUUGGAUUCAAGGCUUGACACGUGCUGCCCGAUUUCCUAAUUAUUACUUACUUUCUUGUUUCCAUAUUAAUUAAUAUUUUUCUCUAUAUAUUUCCCAAACAGAAUAUCUCAUCAGAUUUUUUUGGAGUAUUUAUUUUAAAGCAUUUUAGGUUUAUUAUUUUUAAACAGUCAGAUGGAGAGUCUGCUUCUCACCACCAGCUGAGACGUUUCAUUUAAGGGUAAUAUAUAUAGUGGACAUUUGAUAUUGAGGUUCACUGUGAAUUGUACUGAAGUGUACAUUAAUGUAAAGUAAAUUGUAGAUAAAUAAAUGUAUUGAAUUAA
Messenger RNA from Neoarius graeffei (lesser salmon catfish), 2069 nucleotides. RefSeq names its product isopentenyl-diphosphate delta isomerase 1 (gene idi1). Bases 700 to 1383 code for a protein of 227 amino acids. Gene Ontology annotation, cellular component: cytoplasm. Gene Ontology annotation, biological process: isopentenyl diphosphate biosynthetic process; isoprenoid biosynthetic process. The transcript has 5 exons. Gene Ontology annotation, molecular function: isopentenyl-diphosphate delta-isomerase activity. NCBI's taxonomy places the organism in Eukaryota, Metazoa, Chordata, Actinopteri, Siluriformes, Ariidae. The record is from RefSeq and is a predicted model, not a curated record.